CCUUCGCAGUUUAGUCGCCAUUUUACAGGAAGUUUGCCGAUUGUUCAUCGCAGCACACGACGUUAGCCUGCUCCCAUUCUAUUUUACAUCGUGAUAGUUAUUCGGGGGAAUGGCACUAAAGAGGAUCAACAAAGAACUGCAAGAUCUUGGACCUGAUCCACCAUCCCAGUGUUCUGCCGGGCCGGUUGGAGAUGACUUGUUUCAUUGGCAAGCGACUAUAAUGGGUCCGCCUGAUAGCCCAUACCAAGGUGGAGUGUUUUUCCUUACGAUACAUUUCCCAACAGAUUAUCCUUUUAAACCUCCAAAGGUAUCAUUUACUACAAAAAUAUAUCAUCCUAACAUAAACAGUAACGGCAGUAUUUGUCUUGAUAUCUUACGAUCCCAGUGGAGUCCAGCUCUAACCAUUUCUAAAGUACUUCUGUCAAUUUGUUCCUUGCUUACUGAUCCAAAUCCUGAUGAUCCUUUGGUGCCAGAAAUAGCACGAACCUAUAAAACAGACAAAGUGAAAUAUAAUGAAACAGCAAAAGAAUGGACAAGGAAGUUUGCCCAAUGAUGACUUCAUAAAGACUCUGCUGUUGCAAAGUUGUAUUGUUGUGAUGUGCAAUAUAUGUUAUGUCCUACAGCACUUUCUCUAGAAAUGUCAAGUGAUUAACCAGUGAUGUGUCUUUGCCAUGUAAGGUAUAUACUGUCAGUCAUGAUGCAACAAAUGUAGAGAAUGCCAUAAACAGGAGUUUGCAAGUAUGUAUGUAUAUUUGUAAAUCAAGUUAAUGUUUUGUGUAGCAGAUUCAGAUUUUAAUAAAUUACAUUGUUCUGAAUCAGUGUAGCAACUGUUUUUGUACAUUUUGUGCAUGUGUUACUUGUGUCAUUGUACAUACAAAUUGUUGUGAGCACUUUCAGCCCAAAUUUAAGCAGGUACAUUAACCGUAUUUGACUCUAUAUUUGUGCUAUGUUUUCCUAAGGCCUGGACUUAAAAGUAUUCUCAGUACACCUGUAUUGGUACUGUCAAGUUGCUUAUUGGUAUAUUAUUAUUUUGUAUUGCAUACUGAAAAUCCAGUGUCCACCUGGCUUUAGUUGGAAGUGAUAUUGUUUAGGUUUUAGUGACUAAAUUCCAAACCAUCUUCAGGAAAAGAACAUUAAAUCCUUAUCCUAUGGUCCUAGGUUAAGUUACAGCUAAUGAUUUUGAUUGUAGCUACUGCAACACCUCCAAACCUUUGCAUUUGUUGUCUUUUUGUUCCCUUUGGAAGUGGUGAAUAAACAGAUAAUUAAGUGAUUGA
Messenger RNA from Stylophora pistillata, 1274 nucleotides. RefSeq names its product ubiquitin-conjugating enzyme E2-17 kDa. The record is from RefSeq and is a predicted model, not a curated record. Lineage: Eukaryota; Metazoa; Cnidaria; Anthozoa; Scleractinia; Pocilloporidae.